GAACGCAGCACAAAACGACAGCAGGCAGAGGUGAAAAGUCUGGAUCAUGUUUUCAUUCCAGCGGAGGCAUACUUGAACGAUAAAGGACACUGUAAAUAAAGACCAACAGGACGGUUUACAGAGCACGUCGAGGUUCUGUCAACAACACGAAGACCUUGAUGUUGUUUUUAGCAAACCAGCUAGCACAAGCUGAUAUUUGUUAGCUAGCUAACGGAGGACCCUGUUAGCUCACCGCCACCAUCAUCGCUCCCAGCCAGCUGUGCAUCGCCCUGUCUUCAUACGAUGGGAAACGCAGCGACUGCCAAGAAAGGCAAUGAGCAAGAAAGCGUGAAAGAGUUCUUAGCUAAAGCCAAAGAAGAUUUUUUAAGAAAAUGGGAGUGUCCACCCCAGUGCACAACAGGCCUGGAUGACUUCGAUAGAUUCAAGACUCUGGGUACUGGCUCAUUCGGGCGAGUUAUGCUUGUCAAACAUAAAGAAACAAACCACUUCUACGCCAUGAAGAUCUUGGACAAACAGAAAGUGGUGAAGUUGAAGCAGAUAGAACACACUCUUAAUGAAAAGCGAAUACUACAGGCCGUCUCAUUCCCCUUCCUCGUCAGAUUGGAGUACGCUUUCAAGGACAACUCAAACCUCUACAUGGUGAUGGAGUAUGUGCCUGGAGGAGAGAUGUUCUCACACCUCAGGCGUAUUGGAAGGUUCAGCGAAAACCAUGCAAGAUUUUAUGCAGCUCAGAUUAUACUCACCUUUGAGUACCUUCACUCGCUGGACCUCAUCUACAGAGACCUGAAGCCUGAAAACCUGCUCAUAGAUCAGCAUGGGUAUAUUCAGGUCACAGACUUCGGCUUUGCCAAAAGAGUAAAAGGCAGAACCUGGACGUUGUGUGGAACUCCUGAGUACCUGGCUCCAGAGAUAAUCCUCAGCAAGGGCUACAACAAAGCUGUGGACUGGUGGGCACUAGGAGUCCUUAUCUAUGAAAUGGCUGCUGGGUACCCUCCCUUUUUUGCUGAUCAGCCAAUCCAGAUCUAUGAAAAGAUUGUGUCCGGCAAGGUACGAUUCCCCUCUCACUUCAGCUCCGACCUGAAGGAUCUGCUGAGAAACCUGCUGCAGGUUGACUUGACAAAGAGAUUCGGCAAUCUGAAGAAUGGCGUGAAUGACAUCAAAAAUCACAAGUGGUUCUCCACAACAGACUGGAUUGCCAUAUAUGAGAAGAAGGUUGAAGCCCCCUUCAUGCCAAAGUGCAGAGGACCAGGAGACACAAGCAACUUUGACGACUACGAAGAGGAGGAAAUACGUGUCUCACAAACAGAAAAGUGCGCAAAAGAGUUUGCUGAUUUCUAGUGAGAGUGGGCAGGAGUCCUCAUAAGGUCUCACACAUUUUGGAUAUUUGCACUCUCCUGAGGGUUAAUGUGGAACUGAGGCAGUCUCGUUUCCAAAAUCCAAUGCCUCGUUCCUUCAUUCCACACAGCUGAAUGAGGUCCUUCUUGCCAUGAUCCUGCGUGCAGUUAGCACUAACCUAUACACAGGCACAUUAUGCAGACACCCCCCCGUGCUGCAACACAAAAAUACUAGACCACGUUUUAAGUUUUUGUCUCAUUUUUUGUUUGCCACUUCUGAAAAGCCUCCCUUCUUUUAUUUUUGAUUCACAUGAUUAUUUGAAAAGCGACAUUUAAAGUUAUAACCAUUUACGUGUGGCACAAAGAAAGAUUGUAUUAGCCGGUAUUGCACAUAUUGUGAUAUAAGCUUUGAGAAAAUAGAAGGGUUGUUUUGUUUGCUUUUCCAACAUUGUUUUUUUGCUUGUUAUUCGUUGUCCGUUACACGCUGGCGUUUGUUUAAGGUUCAGUCAGUAAGUCACUGUUCAUCAAUACUUAAACAUAACCCAGAAUUCAUUUAUUCAUCAUUUUGGUGUCCUUAUGACCUAGAAUCAUGUGUUUGUGCAUAUAAGAGUAUACAUAUAUGAGACAUAAGAUUUUUCAAACAAAAAGGUGUUUAUUGAAGGAAAAAGCAACUCUGAUGACUCCACAGAGAGAUGGAUUAACAAUGGCAAGUGUCAUUACGGAGCAGAACCUUGUCAGUGCUGUAUUUACUGAUCAAUUGUAGCAUUGUUCCAUCCAUAUCCAGUCACAGGAAAUUUACUUUUACCUCAGGCAUGGUGUGGUAUUAAAAGUAUUUGAAUGAGAUGAAAUAACUUUCAGGUACAAUUCUGUUUCACAUGACAGGAAAUCUGAAGCUGUUUGAGUUUGUCACUUCAAACAUCUGUCUUUGGUACGUCCAAAAAUCAAUGAAGUGCAUUGAAAUUGCAUUUUUCAACAGCUGAAAGUUUGAAAGUUUGUGUUAUUUUCUUAAGAGUAUGCUGUUGUGAAUGCAAAGCAGUGUUGGUCAGGGCGUAUUUUGGUCAUUCUGGGUUGCUUUUAAAUUUUGUUUUUGAAGUCUAAAGCUUUAGCACCUCACUCAAAAGACAAUGUGUAAUUGCCAUAUUUGUUUUACUUUCAUUUUACAUUUGCAUGUAAGUUGUUUGUAUAGCAGUGUCACAACAAGCUAAUAUUCCCUGAAAGUGUUCCCAUUUUCUUUGGGUUCUUGUUGUUUUGAUUGUUACUUUUUUUUUGUAUUAUUUCACAGCGAGGCACAUCAAUGCUUUAGAUUUGUAUUGCCACUUUUAUCUGAGUGACAUAUUCCUCUGCAUAAUCCAGUGAAGCAAAACUAUAUCAUUAACCAUGAACUAAUAGUAACAAAAAACUGAUAUAUCAUAACCUUGAAGUAUUCAUUCAUCUUGGUUGAAGCACAUAUUAACUUUAGCUUUCAGGUUUCUUUGCAGCAUUUGUUUUUUUACCAGUUUUUACACUGUGAUGGAGCACUCUUUGCUCACUCUUCCUCUCCAGUCUGCUGAAGCUGAGUCUUGUCAGUUAAAAGAAAGUAACAGACAACAAUGCUGUUGUCGGUUACUUUUCUCGUUACAUGUUUUCAAAGGGAAUAAGGUGAAGAGUCUGUUUUAUGAAGAACAUUUUGUGGUUGUAAAUCACUCCUGUUAAGUUAUUGUCUACAUGCAUUUAAUCGAUCUUCCCAUCCCCUCUGGACUAUGGGGGAUUUGUUUGACACUGGGCACCAUUAUUUUCCAUUUAUUCUGACACAUUGCCUGUCUCAGCUUGAUCAUGUGUAUUUAACACCCAGUACUUGCAGGGCCAAGAUUUCCACAUGUUGACCUUAGUAGCAGAGAAGCUCCAAUUUCUCCUGCUUCUGUAAUCUUUCAUUCCCUAUACAGGAAAGUUGGUCUGCAGUCAACAGAGAGGUCAGAGUUGUUUUGUUUUUUUUCAUUUUCACAUCCUGAUGGAAACAGUAAUUCAUUCUUGACAGACGUCCUAUUCAGUCUUUCAGCAUAGAAUUUGAUCAUUAUUUCACACGGUGCUUAAGUGUUUGUAGAUGAGAAAAUGCAAUUUAAUCAAGUUCAACAAUCUAAACAACCAAAUGUGGGGAAAAAGAUUUGGGGACUGAAUGAUUUUUUUAAAAAGGUACUGGCGUACUGUAUAUGGGCAUUGGCUAUCCCUGAUUUUAGAUAUUUUGUUAUGUAUUCAAAUAAUGAUGUGACUUUAUUUAAUCUUGAAUUCAUUUUUAAGGAGACGCCUGUUUGUUACUUUUCCUAUUUUUAUUUAUAUUAGAGAUGUCUAAAAAAUUACAUUUUUUAACUUGCAUAGCCCUCAGUAUAUUUUGGCAGACUAAAACUGUUUAAUUUAAGUGUUUAUAAACAGUUAAUAUGUUUGGAUUAUUUAUUUAUUUAUUUGCCCCUUAUGGAAAACAAAACCUUAACAAAUUUUGCCACACAUGCCUAUUUAAAUUGUAGCCUCUUACUAUUAUAACCUAUUAUUUGCUUCCCUUUGUUACAUUUUAAAUUCCUCUCUUCAAUUUCACUUCAUCAAGGAUGAUAGGAAAUUAAUUUACCAGUUUGAAGGAUUGAACAGAAUGUAACUGCAGAAACUUUUAGUUUUUUUAUUCAGACUCAUUUUUGAAAACUGCACCAGGGAAAUUUGCAUGUUUCAGUCCAAACUGCCUGUGCAUAAACCUUCCCAGAGAGUUUGUAGAACAUCCACAGCUCCUUAUAUGUGUCAUUUAUCCCCACCAUGUGUGUGAUAAUGUUUUUCAUAUUUGAUGUAAUAUGAUGGCACUUUUCCCUGAGCCACACACACACUCCUGACUGAAGAAAAUCAGUUUAAAUUGUUCAUAGCUAGUCACAUGCCAAUAUGGGAUCAAUUAUCUGAAAUAUGUCUGUAUUUAGUUUGUGGGAUAUUUUGCACAUCAUUUAGACGGCUGACACGUUUUUCCCACCCAUAUUUACUUGUUUUUUGCAAGGGGAAUAUUCUUUGCUGUAGCAGAUUUUAUGUAACAAAGGAUAUGUCACUAUAAUAAAUUCUUUUUAUUAAAAGCA
Molecule: messenger RNA, 4414 nt
Organism: Notolabrus celidotus (New Zealand spotty)
Lineage: Eukaryota; Metazoa; Chordata; Actinopteri; Labriformes; Labridae
Gene: prkacba
Product: protein kinase, cAMP-dependent, catalytic, beta a
Exons: 10
Coding region: 283-1338 (351 amino acids)
Biological process (GO): peptidyl-serine phosphorylation
Cellular component (GO): nucleus; cAMP-dependent protein kinase complex
Molecular function (GO): ATP binding; cAMP-dependent protein kinase activity
Source: RefSeq, a predicted model, not a curated record